Messenger RNA from Paecilomyces variotii, 2490 nucleotides. RefSeq names its product oligopeptidase family protein. The record is from RefSeq and is a predicted model, not a curated record. The coding region runs from base 1 to 2490 and encodes 829 amino acids. The transcript is spliced from 3 exons. NCBI's taxonomy places the organism in Eukaryota, Fungi, Ascomycota, Eurotiomycetes, Eurotiales, Thermoascaceae. Gene Ontology annotation, biological process: proteolysis. Gene Ontology annotation, molecular function: serine-type endopeptidase activity.
AUGACGAUUCGUGCGGUAAAGUUCUCGCCCGAGGUCCUCCUCGAAGCUCCAAGACGCUCUGCCGCUGUCCCCAACGCUACUGGAAGUCUGGCAGUCUACACGCAAACCACGUACUCGUUCGAAUCGCAUUCGAGAACCAGUGAAAUCCGUGUCAUCGAUAUCGCCACUGGACAAUCGUACCUGAUCACAAACGACACUGCCGCAAGCAACCCAUGUUGGCUGGGUGAUACUGAUCAGUUGGUCUGGUUGAAGGAGAAGGAGAAUGGCAACACGAGCUUUAUUAUCGGUGACGCGUACAAGGUCGGGGAGACCUAUACCGCAGGCACGGUUCCGGGUCCUGUGUCGGAUCUGAAGCUCACCACGAUCAAGGACGGCAAGAUUGGAUUCGCGGUCUCUGGAAAGGCGAACCCGGAUGGGACGCUGUACAACCCGAAGGAUGCGAAGAAGCCACACAGCACGGGGAGACUAUAUACCUCUCUUUUUGUGCGGCAUUGGGAUUCAUACGUUGAGCCGCAGAAGAAUGCCAUCUGGUAUGGUUUGUUGCAGAGAGCACCGGAUUCUCCAGCCAGUAGGCAAUCUGGGAAAUACUCCGUGUCUGGCCUGACGAACUUGAUAACUAUUUCUGGCUUGACGGGUGUCGAAUCACCCAUCCCGCCCUUUGGUGGUGCUGGAGACUUCGACAUCAGCCCGACCGCCAUCGUGUUUGUCGCGAAGGACCCAGAUCUUAAUCCGGCCACUCACACCUCGUGCAUCCUUUACUAUUGCCCUAUGUUUUCGUGGACAGAUAUCAGCGUCCGGGAGGCCAAGGUUACCAAAGUGACCUCACUGCAGGGUGCCAUGUCGUCUCCCGUUCUCACGAAGGAUGGAGGAUCCAUUGCAUUCUUGGCUAUGAGAGAGGAUGGUUAUGAAUCGGACAAAAACAGGAUCGUCUACGUGCCAAACCCGUGGGAGGGGCGACUAAUCGAAAUCUUCGAGUCUAGGGAUGGAGAGGGUCUCUGGAAUCUCAGCCCCAAUACAAUCUCAUUUUCUUACGACGACGAGUCUUUGCUCAUCCAAGUCGAGGAAACGGGUCGCGGAGUCCUCUAUAGCCUUCCAAUGGAGGACAUUGAGCGUGCUACUCCUGCUGCGCUAACAAAGUUAACGUAUUCUGGAUACGUGACAGACGUUGUGCCUGCGGCGAAGAACUCUCCAGCUCUUUUCAUCACGAGCAACAGCCUUGUCGAGAGCUGUCUCUACACCAUCCUUGACCCGGGCACUCCGGACGAUGUCAAGAUCGUCUCGUCUAGCAGUCAGUCUGGCUUGACACUUGGCCUAUCAAGUAACCAGGUGGACGAAAUUUGGUUCGCGGGAGCCAAUGAUCAUCCUGUCCAUGCGUGGGUGGUCAAGCCGUCUACAUUUGAUCCGAAGAAAAAGUACCCUCUUGCUUAUCUGAUCCACGGAGGCCCGCAAGGAGCAUGGAACGACCAGUGGAGCACGCGCUGGAAUCCGGCUGUCUUCGCGGAGCAGGGUUACGUUGUCAUCACGCCUAACCCAACCGGAAGCACUGGCUAUGGACAGCCCUUCACAGAUGCGAUCCGGGGUUCUUGGGGCGGGCUGCCUUACAUUGAUAUCCAGAAAGGAUUUGAGUACAUCGAGAACAACCUUCCGUACGUCGAUACUGACAGAGCCGUUGCACUCGGUGCAUCUUACGGAGGAUACAUGAUGAACUGGAUCCAAGGACAUUCCCUUGGUCGCAAGUUCAAGGCCCUCGUCACCCACGACGGAGUCUUCAGCAUGACGGGCCAACUUGCGAGUGAGGAACAAUACUUCCCACUCCAUGAUCUAGGAGGACCCUUGUGGAAAGUCCCGGAACAGUGGGAGAGAUGGGACCCGUCUCGUUUCACUCAAUACUGGAAAACGCCACAUCUAAUUAUUCAUAACGAACUGGAUUAUCGAUUGACCAUCUCGGAGGGUUUGGCCGCAUUCAACGUUCUCCAAAUAAAGGGGAUUGAAAGCGCAUUCCUAACCUUCCCCGACGAGAACCACUGGGUGUUGAAGCCGGAGAACUCUCUUGUCUGGCACCACACAGUCCUGAAUUGGAUUAAUAAGUAUGUUGGACUGCCCCCAGUGACUGAUGAUGGCAAUUUUGUGUCAAAGCAAAACAGUGCACUUUUCAGCUCGAAUUUUAUGGUCCUUACCGAGGUCAUUCUUGUUCUGCCAUCUCAAUCGAACUUGCAGGUCAUGGUUGUCAACAAUCAGUCUGACAAACCACUUGAGAAGGUGUUCGCUCUCUUCCUCUGCGAGACCGUUGAUCCGCUGAGCAUGGUGGCCCACUGCAAAGAUGCUCUUCCAUCCCGUGACGGGGUUUGUGCGGACAACGGGGUGGAUUGCCUUGAGUUCGUCGCCGACGUUCUCUGGAGCACCUCUGGGCGCUGUGUACAGUUCAAAAUCAUUCUCCUGUGCGCUCUGGUUGAAGAGUGGUUGCGCAUAGGUAGCGGUCAAGGACUCUAA